CUCGCUGGCUACCGUGCUCGCGCACGCUUUCCCCUUCUUGCUCUUUUUUAAGACGGCAGUUUGGGAUGGCUACGCUCGUGGCGAGUUUAUACAUUUGUUCGAAACGGAUUUAAAGCCAGACGUGGAGAGAAUAAAUACCACAUAAAAAGGCGUCUCGCUUCAAAAUCAUUUUCACAGGCGCCUGGGAUUUUUAUGCCGAAAGCAUUAAGACGAAAGAAAAAGGGACGGCUUGAUUUGAAAAGACCGGUUGGUGUGGAGCCUGCUUCAGCCAGCCAAUCGGGAGUAAGUAUUUUCGCGCUGAUUGGGAUUAGAGUUCCUGCAAAGCCUGCGUUCGAGUUGCAGUAACUCGCCCUUCGGAUGAUGCCUCAAACAGAGUUUGAGGUUGCUAUACAUCAGAAUCUAUGGAUUUAAAUAUCAAAGGCAGCUCUUUACCGUUGAUCCCACAACACUUGAAUCCCAUCAGCAUGAAACAAAUACCUGAAGCAAUGGGCAAUAUGAGUAAUCCAGAACCAGAAGAAAUGAGCACUGAUCCAGUCACUCUUAUAGAUGAAGCUGCAGCUCAGUUGGCUGUCUCGUUCCAGGACAGCGUUUUUCAAAAAAUAAAUGUACACGAUUCUCGAGCUAAAACACUGAAGGACCUGACUUCUCGGGUAUUGAAUGGAGACCAGGAUAAAGUUGCAAAAUUUUGUGGUGAACCUCUCAAUUUGAAAGGAAAUGAAACUCCUCCACAGAACAUCAGCCCAAAAAAGAAAAGUGAAUCUCCUGAGAUAAAGCUAAAGAUCACAAAAACUAUAACCAAUGGAAAACCACACUUUGAGUCCCAUUUCUGUGAAGAUGGAGAAAGUGUUACCAAUGCAGUUAGUGCAGCAGCUUCAUCUAUUACAACAAAAAACAAAGAGGAUGGGGAGAGUGAUGUCAACAGUACUUCUCAAAAGAAUGUCACAUUUGAUGUGAGGUCUAACCAUGUUGCUUUACAUGCUGCAAUGUCACCAUCAGUUAAGAUCGAAAAGCUUGAUAUGUCUCAUGAUAAGGAGUUACACAAACGACUUGCACUUAAUCUUCAAGUGAAAUUCAACGCUGGAGAUAUAGUUUGGACAAAGGUAUCUGGAUACCCAUGGUGGCCUUGUAUGAUUGCUACUGAUCCUGUUCUAAACAAUCACAUAAAGCGAAAAGGACUCAACAGCAGAACGUCUGUGCAGUAUCAUCUUCAGUUUUUUGGUAGUGCACCCGAAAGAGCUUAUAUUUUUGAGAAGAGUAUCAUUCCCUUCAAAGGAGAGGAACAAUAUGAAGAUUUAUGCCAAGAGAGUGCUAAGCAGGGCACAUCAAAGAGUGAAAAGAAAAAGAUUCUUAAACCGAUACCAGCUAAAUUGCGUGUGCAGUGGGAUUUUGGUAUUUCUCAAGCAAAGGAAGCUUUAGGUAUGAGUGUAGAAGAGCGCAUGGCAAAAUAUUCAUUUGUUUAUGUUAAUGGGAGACCAAGACUGAAUCCACAUGUCCGUGCAGAAGUUGGUAUUGAAGAAGAGCCUCUUGGUGAAGCAGCUGAGACAUUAAGGCUAAAAGAAAGCAUAAGAGUCAAAGGUGACAAAGUAUAUUUUGUACCUAGUAAGAAGCGAAAGAAGGAUAGUGCCACACAGCUCAAAUUUUGUACUUCAAGAACUAAAAUUACAAGCUCCAGAAAGCAGCGUACACAAUCCAAAAUAAGAAAAAAAUCCACAAGUCUUAAAGGAGACAAGAAUGGUGUUUCAUGCUUCCCAAAGCAAAAAAAGGUUUUGCUGCAGGAUGAUGAGGCUAUUGCAAGUGCAGAAUUAUUUGGAGUCCAGAUGAGCCAGAAGAAUAAAAAGACAUCAAGGAUCACCAGCAAAAAAACUGGGCAGGUAACUGCCGCCACAGAAAAAGCUAGAGGACAGUGGAUGCGUAUUUCUCAGAAAAAAAAUGAAAAGGCUACAAAACCAAGAGGAAAAUCUGAAGUAUCACAAAGAAAAAAGCAGAUUAAAAGGCCAUUAGAACUUGAUGAACAUUUGAAAACCCUGGAGCCAAGGAAGAGGGCCAGAACAGACAGUAGUCUGAGCCCAAAGAAAAAACCUAAACAGUUGAAAAGGAAGCGAUCUCCAGAAAGAAUAGGCUUAAUGAUGGAAAAUAAAUAUACAGACAACUACAAACCAUUGAAAAAGUAUAAAAGACGUUUGAACAGUGAAACUACUAUAUCCUUUGGCAGCAAGAAUUCCUCCUUGCAGAACUCUUGCCCUGAGCAUGAGAAUUCAUUUGAAGGGCAUUCAGAGGACCGCCCAGAAUCGCCAUAUGAAAGUGCAGAUGAGACACAGACUGAAACUUCAGUGUCCUCAAAGAAAUCAGAGCGAGGAGGGAAUUCAAAGAAAGAAAGUGUUUGUCAGGUUUGUGAAGGUCCAGGUGAAAUGCUGCUGCUUUGUGAAGGACCGUGUUGCAGUUCUUUUCAUUUGAAUUGCUUGGGACUGAUUGAAAAACCAGAAGGAAAAUUUCUUUGCAAAGAUUGUACUUCAGGAAAUCAUUUUUGCUUUGCUUGCAAAAAGACAGAAGGUCAGGUGAAGCGCUGCAUGGUAUUUCAGUGUGGUAAAUUCUACCAUGAAGAUUGUGUGAGGAAAUAUUCUCUAUCAGUUUUUGAGAACAAGGGCUUCCGCUGCCCCUUGCACUCCUGCCUCAGUUGCUACGUCAGCAGACCUUCAAGACUGAAGGCCACAAAAGGUAAAUUGAUGAGAUGUGUACGUUGUCCUGUUGCGUAUCACACUGGAGAUGCCUGUAUUGCAGCUGGAUGUGAGGUUUUGACAUAUAACUCUAUUAUAUGCACCAACCAUUUCAAGUCCAAGAAAGGCUAUAGUCACCAUGCACAUGUCAACGUCAGCUGGUGCUUUGUGUGUUCAAAAGGAGGUAGUCUGUUGUGUUGUGAAUCAUGCCCUGCUGCAUUUCACCCAGAUUGUCUAAAUAUAGAGAUGCCUGCUGGAAGCUGGUACUGUAAUGACUGCAAGGCUGGAAAGAAGCCUCACUAUAGGGAUAUUAUAUGGGUCAAACUGGGAAAUUACAGAUGGUGGCCAGCAGAAAUUAGACAUCCAAAAAGUAUUCCUUUGAACAUCCAGCAUCUACGCCAUGAAACUGGAGAGUUUCCGGUGUUCUUUUUUGGAUCCAAGGAUUACUUUUGGACACACCAAGCCCGUGUUUUCCCAUACAUGGAAGGAGAUCAAGGGAGCAAAUACCAUCGAAUGAAAGGCAUCGGCAAAGUUUUCAAAACAGCACUUCAGGAAGCUGAGAUGCGUUUCAGACAGCUCAAAAUUGAGCGCGAGACUAGAGAGGCACAGGAAAAUGAACGAAAGCCACCUCCUUACAAACACAUUAAGGUUAACAAACCCUGUGGCAAAGUGCAGAUAUACACAGCAGACAUUUCUGAAAUCCCAAAGUGCAACUGUAAAACCACAGAUGAAAAUCCUUGCAGUUUUGAAUCGGAGUGCUUAAACAGAAUGCUGAUGUACGAGUGCCAUCCCGCUGUGUGCCCUGCAGGUGAACGUUGCCAGAACCAGUGCUUUACUAAACGUCAUUAUCCAGAAACCAAGAUAAUCAAAACAGCAGGAAAGGGAUGGGGGCUUAUAUGUAAGAGAGACAUCAAAAAGGGAGAGUUUGUCAAUGAAUAUAUUGGAGAGCUAAUAGACGAAGAAGAAUGUAGAGCAAGGAUAAAAUAUGCCCAAGAAAACGAUAUUACCCAUUUCUACAUGCUUACCAUUGACAAGGAUCGUAUUAUUGAUGCUGGUAUGAAAGGCAAUUAUUCUCGCUUCAUGAAUCACAGCUGUCAGCCGAACUGUGAAACACAGAAGUGGACAGUGAAUGGGGACACCAGGGUAGGAUUAUUUGCAGUCUGUGACAUACCUGCAGGUACUGAAUUGACCUUUAAUUAUAACCUUGACUGUUUGGGCAAUGAGAAAACUAUUUGUAGGUGUGGAGCUCCAAACUGCAGUGGUUUCCUUGGAGACAGACCUAAGAAUGCCUCCAGCAAUACUUCAGAAUUCAAAGGAAAGAAAGCUAAGAAGAAAAUGAAAAGGCGCAAGUCUCGAAAUGAAGGAAAGAAGUCUGAAGAUGAGUGCUUUCGCUGUGGUGAUGGUGGAGAGCUGGUUCUUUGUGAUAAGAAAUCCUGCACCAAGGCUUAUCAUCUUUCAUGCCUUGAUCUCACUAAACGUCCCUUUGGACGUUGGGACUGUCCUUGGCACCACUGUGAUGUCUGUGGAAAGAACUCUGUGACAUUUUGCCAGAUUUGCCCAAAUUCUUUUUGCAAAGAACAUGAAGAGGGAGUUGUAUUCAUUUCUCUGAAUGGAAAACUAUGCUGCUCAGAGCAUGAGGACCUAGACUCAAAUCAGGCUCAAGAGACAGUGGAGAAAGCACCCACACUGGAGAAGACAACUGUGAGAAAGUCCAAAGUUGCCAAGAUCUCCAAGAAAGCAUAGGCAUAAGAAAAAGGUGGCAAAGGACAAGAGACUAUUUGCAGUUCCAAGCUGCUAACACUAUUCUGUACAUAUUUAAUGACAGUUUUGAAGCAAACAGUUUUCACUGUACAGCAUAUUAUUUCUUCAGGGAAAGCAAAUUAUAUUUUUUUUCCUUCCUUUGAGCCACAAAAAUCAUUUAAAAUAUAUUAACCAGCAUUUUUGAUUUUUUUUUUUUUUGGUUACAUUUUCAUGCAUCUGCACUGAUACGGAACUGUGGUAAGCACAAACUUAAACUGUCAAAACCUUCAGUCUGCAAAGCAUUACAGUUACACUUGAAUAUUUUUUAGUUCUUUGGAAAUUUUAAUAUAGAAAAGAGAUAUAUUAAGCAACCAAAAUUUAAGUAAUACUGGAACUUGUAGAGAUUUGAAAGCUUCUCUCCAGAUAAUGACAUUGUAAUCUUAAGACACUAUCAGUAGCCUGUAAUUUAUCUCUUCCUGUAUUAGUGUAUUUUGCAUUUAAUAGGACAGUUUCAGUCUAGUCUUUAAAUCAAUGUAGCUGAAACAGUCUUUGUAAGAAAUGGUAUCAAUCAUGUUUAAUAAUUUGUUUCAGGUAUAUCUGGUGCUCCUGUGGCAGAAGAUCUAAUAUAUACACUUAAAACUA
This is a messenger RNA of Erpetoichthys calabaricus (reedfish), 5096 nucleotides long. It is a transcript of the gene nsd2, whose product is annotated as nuclear receptor binding SET domain protein 2. Gene Ontology annotation, molecular function: histone H3K36 methyltransferase activity; protein binding. The transcript is spliced from 23 exons. Gene Ontology annotation, cellular component: chromatin; nucleus. The coding region runs from base 402 to 4457 and encodes 1351 amino acids. The record is from RefSeq and is a predicted model, not a curated record. Lineage: Eukaryota; Metazoa; Chordata; Cladistia; Polypteriformes; Polypteridae. Gene Ontology annotation, biological process: regulation of DNA-templated transcription.